AUGCACUUUGCUUUUCCCUUUAUCGUGGCACAGUGCGCAGUUUGGGCAACCUCAGCGGGGCACCUUGGAAAUUUGAUGAAUGGCAUCUCAGACUUUGACAUAAAGGGGUACUUUGAAGAUGAAAUACGCGAGCUUGAUUACCAACAAUUUCUGGGCGAACUCCAGUCGAUCUAUUCCAUUUUGAAAGAAGGUGAAGAGUCGCUGUCGCGUCGAUCUUACGAGCCCAGUCCCAGGCGUCUUCCCGAUUUAUUCACGGAAGAGGCGUCAGCGAGAAGUGACAAAGGACAAUCAUGGAACAAAUUUCUUGUUUAA
Oikopleura dioica is the source of this 312-nucleotide messenger RNA. Lineage: Eukaryota; Metazoa; Chordata; Appendicularia; Copelata; Oikopleuridae. The record is from the annotation of a GenBank genome assembly.